AGCCCAUAACAUAGUCUCACUCUAGUCAGUAAGGGGCCGGAUGACAUCAACCGGUUCUCCGGAAUGUAUGUUGCAUGUGUAUGCCGAAUAGGGAUACUUUGCAGGAAAGGUACCACUGUCAGAGUAUGCAAGUCUACGGAGAAUUUGUUAAUUAAUGUCGUAGAAGCUGGGCUCCUUUACGCCCUUUCAUGGAUAACACUGACUUUACAAACGGUUUUUCGUCACCACAUUGGAGGAUCAGGCAGACAUCUGAUUCACCUCGUAUUGCCAGAGCCAAGGUUUAAGGGUACUGUGGUACUGUGGUACAUGCGGUGGAGUUGCACUUCCGGGAACCCAAGAAGCUCCCGAAAUGCGGGGAUGAAAGAACCUCCCCAGGCAUUUUUAUGGACCGCGACAGGUGCCGAACCGCUUCCAUACUUUUAUAUUUACAUAUAUUUAUGCUUUUUUCCCUUUCCUUCUUACCUGAAUUUGGUCAGUUCUACGAAAGGGCUACGAUCCUACAGAGGGAGAACCUUCUUGGAAACAUUCCAUUCACAGCUGUCAUUCCAACAUACAUGUAUCUGCGACUGUCACUCAGAAAAGUGACGGCUGCCACAUCCGCUAUUUGUCCUAUCCCGCGGUUCCCACACGAGAACGGGGGACCACUUGACCUUGAGUCCUAGUUAAAACAGGGUCGGGGCAAAGACAGGGAUGAGCGCCAG
Molecule: messenger RNA, 701 nt
Organism: Aspergillus alliaceus
Lineage: Eukaryota; Fungi; Ascomycota; Eurotiomycetes; Eurotiales; Aspergillaceae
Exons: 1
Coding region: 64-585 (173 amino acids)
Source: RefSeq, a predicted model, not a curated record